This is a messenger RNA of Drosophila persimilis, 636 nucleotides long. RefSeq lists its product as uncharacterized. The transcript has a single exon. The record is from RefSeq and is a predicted model, not a curated record. Bases 276 to 488 code for a protein of 70 amino acids. NCBI's taxonomy places the organism in Eukaryota, Metazoa, Arthropoda, Insecta, Diptera, Drosophilidae.
UUAUGAGCAUCGUCCACCGCAAUAGUUGUCCGUCUAUGCCGUCGAACUCUUAUGUACAGCCCCUGCACCCCUCGGUGGUCCUCUGGUCCAAGGUAGAUGGAGCAACGGAGUAACGGAUAGAGAAGCUCAGUUAGUCAAAUCGAAUGGCAUGAGUGACAGCUUCAGGUCAGGUACAUAUCGAGUUGCCAGGGAGAAUAUAAUCAACUAUAGCAGGUGGGAGCUGGAAACGGAAACUUUGUCUAGCUGGAGAUAUCGAAACUUAAAUACCAGGCAAAAUGAGCAACAGAAUAAAACAAAGACGCCACAGGACGUCUCGUAGCGCCGAUAGUAUGCAUCCACCAGAGCCAAAGGUUUCGUACUGGCCCUUCUGGCGUGUGGUCUACUGGUUGGCUGUCUUCAUAGUCGUGGUCAGCUUGUGCGUGGCCUUAUACUUCACCAUAAACUCGGACAUAGGCCAAUGCCACUCGUACGACGUCCGGUGCGAGUGAGUGGAACAGUCGAGGAAAAUGAUGAACUGCUUGAGUCUCUAUAUGCAAACCCCAUACCAUAGUUUGUUAAACAUUUUUAUUCCGUUCUAAAUUUAUGUACAAUAUUAAUUAAAGCUGGGGACGCUGUAACAAGACUAUCUACUAUUGU